Messenger RNA from Ricinus communis (castor bean), 1693 nucleotides. RefSeq names its product cytochrome P450 83B1. Gene Ontology annotation, molecular function: iron ion binding; heme binding; oxidoreductase activity, acting on paired donors, with incorporation or reduction of molecular oxygen. NCBI's taxonomy places the organism in Eukaryota, Viridiplantae, Streptophyta, Magnoliopsida, Malpighiales, Euphorbiaceae. The record is from RefSeq and is a predicted model, not a curated record. Bases 70 to 1560 code for a protein of 496 amino acids. The transcript has 2 exons.
AUGGUUAACUUGAUUUCAUUGUAUUUAUAGGUACCCAUUCUGCUUUGUCAUUAACCCUUAGAUCAAGAAAUGGCACUUCUGUUCUUCCUCCUACUAUUCCCAAUUCUCCUCUUGUUUCUUCUCAAAAAACACAGAGCCACCCCGCAUCUACCGCCUGGUCCUAAAGGCUUUCCCUUUAUAGGAAACCUACUUCAACUUGAUAACUCCAACAUUCAAAAACAUCUAUGGCAGCUUUCCAAAAAAUAUGGCCCUAUUAUGUCUUUAAGACUAGGUUUCAAGCCAACCCUAAUAGUCUCUUCAGCUAAAAUGGCAAGAGAAGUAUUGAAAACCCAAGACCUUGAAUUUUGUAGCAGGCCAGCUUUAACUGGCCAGCAAAAACUAUCUUACAAUGGUCUAGACUUGGCUUUUGCACCUUAUGAUGAUUAUUGGAGGGAAAUGAGAAAAAUUGGUGUCGUCCAUCUUUUUAACUCAAACCGAGUCCAAAGUUUCCGUCCCAUUAGAGAAGAUGAAGUGUCUCGUAUGAUUCGAAACGUAUCGAAAUUAGCUUCUGACUCUAAGCCUGUCAACUUGACUGAAGAGAUGAUGGCUCUCACAAGUGCUGCAAUAUGUAGAGUUGCUUUUGGUAAGAGGUAUAAGGAUGGUGGAAAUGAAGCAAAGAGAUUGCAUCAGCUGCUUAAUGAAACUCAGGCCUUGUUUGCAGCUUUUUUCUUUUCAGAUUAUUUUCCUUACGUUGGAUGGAUUGUUGAUAAACUAUCAGGAUUACUCUCAAGACUGGAAACGAAUUUCCACGAAUUUGAUAUAUUUUAUCAAGAACUCAUUGAUGAGCACCUUGAUCCUGAGAGAGAAAUGCCUGAGCAUGACAACUUUCUCGAUGUUUUACUUCAAAUUCAGAAGGAUCGUUCUAUUAAAAUCCAGCUAACCUUCGAUCACAUCAAAGCAAUUCUCAUGAAUAUAUUUGUUGCCGGAACAGACACAAGCGCUGCUGCUGUGAUUUGGGCCUUGAGUUUUCUAAUGAAAAAUCCUGAAGCAAUGAGAAGAGCUCAAGACGAAAUCAGGAAGCUAACUGGAAAAAAGGGUUUUGUAAAUGAAGAUAAUAUUCAGCAAUUACCUUAUCUAAAGGCUGUGGUGAAAGAGACAAUGAGACUACAACCAGCAGUUCCAUUACUAGUUCCCAGAGAAACAAUUGGUAAGUGCAAUUUAGGUGGGUAUGAUAUAAUUCCGAGUACACUAGUUUAUGUGAAUGCAUGGGCAAUUGGAAGAGAUACUGAAGUUUGGGAGAAGCCGCUAGAGUUUUGUCCUGAAAGAUUCUUGGAAAGUGAUAUUGACAUGAAAGGACAAGAUUAUGAAUUAAUACCAUUUGGUGCUGGACGCAGAAUUUGUCCUGGUAUAUACAUUGGAGUUGCCAAUAUAGAGCUUUCACUUGCUAAUCUUCUCUAUAAAUUUGAUUGGAAAAUGCCUGACGGAAUGAAAAGAGAAGAUAUAGACACUGAUAAUGUGUUGGCUGGUAUUUCCGUGCACAAAAGGGAUCAUCUUUUGUUGGUGGCUGAGAACUUUAUCUGAUAGUAUUGAAUGAGAAUGUAAAAAUAAUCAUCGCUGUAUCUUUCCCUGUUCUUUGUUUUUUUGAAGCACUUCUAUCUUUUUAAUGUAUACUCUCUACCUUAAAUAAAAAAUAAUGAUAAGUUUCUGCCUUCAA